Molecule: messenger RNA, 2827 nt
Organism: Drosophila willistoni
Lineage: Eukaryota; Metazoa; Arthropoda; Insecta; Diptera; Drosophilidae
Product: solute carrier family 35 member E1 homolog
Exons: 4
Coding region: 213-1382 (389 amino acids)
Cellular component (GO): Golgi apparatus
Molecular function (GO): antiporter activity
Source: RefSeq, a predicted model, not a curated record
ACUGUGCGUACACGUAGAAAACAAACAGGGGGAAACGGGCAACGUCGCGACGUUGUGUUGUUUUAAAAUACGAAGAAACACAAACAGGGCAAAACAACCUGAACGCGAUGCAAUAAAACAUAAAGGUCAACAAUAACGCAAGCGUGUCAUCCCGCUGACGACUGCCAAACAGCAUAAAAAGGGCCAGAUCAACAAGGACAAGGAACGCCAAUAUGCUGGGAAGCGGCAAACGAACUGGCUCUCGGCAUGUUGCUGUCGUCUUGCUUAUGUGCCUAUUCUGGUACGUGAUCUCGUCCAGCAACAAUGUAAUUGGUAAAAUGGUGCUCAACGAAUUCCCCUUCCCGAUGACCGUCACCCUGGUGCAGUUAACCAGCAUCACCCUAUACAGUGGGCCAUUUUUCAAUUUGUGGCGCAUACGUAAAUAUCAGGAUAUACCAAGAGACUAUUAUUGGCGCCUGAUCGUACCAUUGGCCAUUGGCAAGUUGCUGGCAUCUGUAACAUCACAUAUAUCAUUGUGGAAGGUUCCAGUGUCAUAUGCUCAUACAGUUAAGGCCACAAUGCCACUAUUUACGGUUAUAUUGACCCGUCUAUUUUUUGGCGAAAGACAGCCAACACUUGUGUACCUGAGUUUGCUGCCCAUUAUAACGGGAGUUGGCAUUGCUACCGUAACGGAAAUCUCAUUCGAUAUGAUGGGCCUGAUCAGUGCCCUUAUCUCCACCAUGGGCUUCUCCAUGCAGAAUAUUUUCUCUAAGAAGGUUCUCAAGGACACAAAUAUCCAUCAUUUACGUUUGCUACAUUUGCUUGGACGUUUAUCACUCAUCAUAUUCUUGCCCAUUUGGCUAUAUAUGGAUAGCUUAGCUGUCUUUCGCCAUACCGCUAUAAAAAAUCUUGACUAUCGUGUGAUUGCCCUGCUGUUCACCGAUGGUGUACUAAAUUGGUUACAAAAUAUAAUUGCCUUCAGUGUCUUAUCGCUGGUGACACCGCUCACCUAUGCGGUAGCCAGUGCAUCGAAACGCAUCUUUGUGAUAGCCGUCUCGUUGCUAAUAUUGGGCAAUCCCGUAACCUGGGUAAAUUGUGUUGGCAUGACGUUAGCAAUUGUCGGAGUGCUGUGCUACAAUCGAGCGAAACAGAUCACAAGGCAAAGGGAUCCACCAACGUUGCCGUUAUCAGCGAAAAGCAAUAAUAUUAAGUAUACGCCGCUACAGCAGCAGCAGCACACUAAGAUGGACUCCUAUUAUCGUGGCGUAAUGAAUGGAGGAAAUGGUAACACGAGCGUUACAACAACAACCAACAAAAUGUCAAAUGGAGGCACAAACAGCCUUUUGGCUAAUGGUAGCAGUUUGCCAAAUGGAACAGCAGCCACAAGGCUUCUUUUUGUUUAGUUAAUUUAGUUAGCGAAAUGUACAUGCAAGCGAGCGAAAGAGACAGUUUCUAUAUGUAUCUGUCUCAUUUAGGAUUGUGUUAUCAAUUGAUAUUAAGUUUUGUAGCGUUCUUUUUACAUCUAUUGCCUUGCUUUGUGCUCUCUAAAUCUCUCUUCAGUAUAUUUUUUGAAUUCCAUGGUCCUAUUUGUUGCCUGCCCCUAAAUUUACUAUGUAAUUCGUUUUGUAAAUUAGUUAAUGUUCUUUUUUUCACUUCUGUACCCCUGUAUUUGUAAGCAAAUUGUAUAUAUAAUUUAUAUAUAUAUAUGUAAAUGUUCUUGAUUAGCAUCUGUAAAGUCCAUCUGUCUGCCAAAUUGUAUAUAUAUACGUAUAUAUGUUUUAUAUAGCUUCACGCUAUUUUUUUAAGUGGACGACUAUAUACAGCAGAAAAAUAACAACAAAACAAAAGGCAAAUAGAAGCAUCAGAUGCAUAUUUUAUUUAGUUGGCACAUCAUCUUUUUCAAAUUAACUCAGUUCGAAUCAAUCCCGUUUAAAUAUCAGGGGUAUUAUUAUUACUAUUAACUGCGGUUUCUCCGACCCUUUUUUCCUUUUUGGUCUAAGUUUUGUUUAAAAUUGUUUGUUUCUAGUUUUGUGGCGUGACUUGUGUGUGUUUUUUGUAAAUAAGUAUAAUUGCAGGCAUAAUUUUGUUUAAUAUUUUAAGCCGCAGAUUGUAUUCAAACACACACACACAUAAUAUAUAUAUAUAGAAAUGUAUGUAGGAAAUCAGAACACAAAUUGUCCCAAAAAAACGAAAACUGUUGACCAUGUGUAUAUACAUAGAAAUAAAAGCAAAUGAAAAUCACAACUUCACAAAAUACUUGUACUUACGACCUUUGUCUAACCCUAGACUAAAUUACGUUCACAUAAAUGGUAAUCAAGUCUGAUUUCUAGAAAAGAAAAUUCAAUUUUCAGUUUUCGAAGUCUAGUUUUUGAAGUCAUCGGUUCGCAUACAAAAGAAUUUUUUAAUACCAAAUUACUUUUAAUCAACAUUCUAAUUCUACAAGUAGAUCAUGCAAUUGCCCAACGAAACUAUAUCUAUUUGAUGGAUAUUAGUGUUCUUUAUUUUUUUUUUUUGAAAAUAUUGCCCAAUUUAUUAUUUCAUUUUCAUGAUAUAAGAAUCAAACCUUUUUCCACCAUAUACAUGGCAAAUGCGUUUCGGACGAAAAAUUAUAUAAAUUCAAGAAUUUAUGCAUAUUUUUAAAAAUAUUUAUAAGAAACAACAAAGUUAGUUAUCUAAUCUCAUUAAUUUUAUAAUUCUAACAUAAAUUUUUUGCUUUUUUGAAAUGGAAUUUGAUGCAGAUACAACGUGUUGUUUUCCAAAUCUAUUACCGUGUAAAUCGAGGGAUAAAAUAAUAUUAAAUAAAUUGUAUGUACUAGAGGAAUUUGCAGAUGUACUCGACCAAUUGAAA